AUGGCCGACGGGAAACGUCCCAGGAGCAGCCUGAGCCAGACCAGCAGCGUCCUCACCAUCUCCUCCGUCAGCCUGGGGGCCGCCAAGCCGUCGCGCUCCCUGCGGAGGGUUCACACCUUCGGGAAAAGGGAAAAUUCCAUCAAGCGGGACCCCAACGCCCCCGUCGUCAUUCGGGGCUGGCUCUGCAAACAGGACAGCUCCGGCCUGAAGCUGUGGAAGCGACGCUGGUUUGUGCUGGCCGAUUACUGCCUCUUCUACUACCGAGACAGCAGGGAGGAGGCGGUUUUGGGGAGCAUCCCGCUCCCCAGCUACGAGAUCCGGCCCCUGCCCGGGGAGGGGAAGAGCCGAAGAUUCACAUUCAAGGCCGAGCACCGGGGGAUGCGGACGUACCACUUCAGCGCGGACACCCAGGAGGACAUGAACGGCUGGAUCCGAGCCAUGAGCCAGUCCGCUGCGGCCGAGAGUGAUCCCAGCACCAUCAGCAGCCGGCCCCCCCAGCUGCUCAGCCGGCCGGUGCCCCCCCAGGCCCGUCUCUUCAAGGACGUCUGGCCGCUCACGCCCGACCUGGGUCUCACCAAAAGCGUCGAGUCGUUGGAAAUCGCCCGGCUCUCGGGGCCCCACUCGUCUGCAGAGAGUCUGUCUGCGACGGGCCGGGGGGCACAGGGCGAGGGGGGACCCCUGCCCAGCGGCCCUGCCCCACCCCCCAGUCCGACUCCCGCCGACCGCUACGACGUGCGGCCCUCCGAGGAGCCCUGUGCCCGGCCCCCUGGGCGCUACCCCCGCAGCCCCCACCCCAGCCACUGCCUGGCGCGGCCCGGGACCCCGGCGGAGGAGAGCCCCCCGCAGACGGCCACACUAGGACCUGCCCUGGGGAGACAGCUCCGGAGCCGGUUCACAGACCGGGUGUACCCCUCCCUGGGGGCCGCCCCACCCCGUGCCCGUCUCCACGGACGAUUGAUCUCCCCACAUUCGGCCUCCUCCAGCUACCUCCACCUGCCCCCACUGCCCCCGCUCGCCAGCCGCCCCCCGGGGAAGAGGACCUCACUGGGAGCUCCGCCCUGGACCAUGGCCCCUCUGUCCCGGGACAGGACCCUGCUGGCGCCGCCCAGGGCUGAAAGUGACACCGAUAUUCUCCUGACUAAACUCUGCGGCCAGGACAAGCUGCUUCGGGGGCUGGAGGAGGAGACGGGGCAGCUGCGGGCUGAGAAGGAGAGGCUGGAGAAGGCCCUGGAGCUGGUCCGGCACCAGCUGGAUGAAUGCCAAGGCCCGGAGCUGGCGGAGGAGAAAAUCUGGUACCAGCAGAGGCAGCUGCAGGACGAGCUGGUGCAAGUCAGAGCCCGGCUCUGCGACCUGGCGCUGGACAGCGAGAGGGCUUGGGGAGAUUUCGCCGCCCUAGAAAAUGAGCUGCUGACACUGCGGGAAACGCUGGCUCAGAUCCGACAGCUCGGGCACCCCCAGGAGCAGGGGGCCGCCCAGCAGGAGCUGUGGAUGAUCGAUGACAUCAUUGCGGGGUUGGGAGCCAGCCCUGCCCCCUACCCCACCCUGGACCCCAGGACAAGUCCAGGCUUCUCUCUGGCUGCCUCCCCCAUUCUGGAGCAUGGAGGGGGCUCAGCCCGGAGCCACCUGCCCCUCCUGGGGCCAGAUGGGGGAGACCAGCACCACCAGCUGCCCCUCAGGGCCGUGCCAGCUGGCGGCCUGGAAGAGGGCCGAACAAUGAGGGGAGAUGCCUGGGGCUCACAGCCCCCUCAGAGCCCCUCUAGAAGAGGGGCCGGGUCCCCCGAGCUGGACGGAGGGCGCCCCCUGCAGGAGACGGAUGUUGCGGCACCAGGUCUCAGCUCGCCUCCGGCCGCCCCCCACCUGCCCCGGAGCCCCAGCCCAGGCCCCCAUGAGCCCCGAGAGCAGAGAACCGAGGAGCUGCCAGCCAAGGUGAUCACAACGGACCCCCCUGGUCCCCACCGGGCCCGGAUGAGCGUCCAGGAGCAGCUGGAGCGGAUGCGCCGGCACCAGGAAGGCCAGAGGCAGCAGGAGGGGGGCAGGCCGAACCCCUGGGGCUCCCGGCAGGGCUCUGUCCGGGCCAGGGCCAGCGCCAGCCGGCUCCCUCUUCGGACUCACUCCCCCGACCUCGGGCCAGAGCCAGCCCAGACCCACAUGGAGCCACCGCCGAGGGGGGGCCAGACCGGGGGGCCCUGGGGCCAGUCUCCCCCACCCCUCAAGAGAGACCGUCACCGGGUCAUCACCCUGGCAUACGCGCUAGCCACCGAGGCCUCCGAGCGCAGGAAACUCAUCACAGGGAAGACCCCGCCUGAGCCCCAGUUGGCGGCCAAUCCAGACCCUUCCCCAGAGCCGCUGGAUGCAGUGACCAAUCAGCACAUGCUGUUUACUCCCGCACUCCCCCGGGGGCACCCAGAGGCCAAUCACGUCGAGGCGGAACCGUGUGGCCCAGCCAAUCGGAACACAGCAUUUAGCGCCAAUUCAGUGCAGCGGACGGGAGCGGCCAAUCAGGCGUCGUCUCGAUUUCAAGCGGCCAAUUGGGCCUUGCCUGUUCCCGAGCUUUCCAAUUGGUUUUCACCCUUGCCUGAAGCAGCCAAUCAGGCAGCAUGUCUGUCAGAGGCAGCCAAUCGAGCAUCGCCCCUGUCCGAGGGGUCUCAGUGGGCACCCCCUUUGCCCACAUUGGCCAAUCAGACGUCGACUGCACACAAGGCGUCCAAUCGGGCGUCGCCUCCGUUCUGGGCCGCCCAAAAGGAAUGUGGGGAUUGGGCGCCGGAGCAAAGGAUUGUGGGUAACAAGGACGUGGCCAAUGGGGGGUGUCGGGGGCAGGGCGGGCGUGCCGUGCCCAGGCAGGUGGUGGCAUACUUAGGCGAGGGGAGCCAGCCAAUCAGGAUCACCCUACUGCAGUCCAGCUUCUAA
Molecule: messenger RNA, 2907 nt
Organism: Emys orbicularis (European pond turtle)
Lineage: Eukaryota; Metazoa; Chordata; Testudines; Emydidae
Gene: PLEKHA4
Product: pleckstrin homology domain containing A4
Exons: 20
Coding region: 1-2907 (968 amino acids)
Source: RefSeq, a predicted model, not a curated record